This is a messenger RNA of Patella vulgata (common limpet), 7139 nucleotides long. RefSeq names its product regulator of G-protein signaling 7. The coding region runs from base 1034 to 2476 and encodes 480 amino acids. The transcript is spliced from 15 exons. Lineage: Eukaryota; Metazoa; Mollusca; Gastropoda; Patellidae. The record is from RefSeq and is a predicted model, not a curated record. Gene Ontology annotation, biological process: intracellular signal transduction; regulation of G protein-coupled receptor signaling pathway; G protein-coupled receptor signaling pathway.
AUGGAGAGAUGUAGAGCUACUUGUCAUAUGUCACAUUAGCAUAGCUAGUGUUUCGCUAUGUUUUGAAGGUGAUUAAGCAUGCCAGUGUUUCCUCAUUCGACGCACAAAAUUCACGUUGUUAUAUUUUUCAGUCAGUUGUAACAGGACUAUAAUUUAUCGACUGAAAAGGAGCGAGUCAAAACGCCGACACACGUUAUAUUGGUAAUACGCCAAGCAGACAGCCUCUCGUGAGAGUUUGUUGCUCAGUUGUGAUGGCGCGAGGAGGCCAGCUGUCGGAACUAGUACCAGUCGCGUCUUAAGAAAUAUAUCCAGUCGAAGAAUUUCUUCAGAUUCCAAAAGAUUUGGGAUACUUAAAGGUAGAAGAUUUAUCAGGAUUAUUAUUAAUUUCACAAUGAAUUGAUGCAGGAUAAUUGAGUGAAGUGUUGUGAAUCUAAGAAGCGACGGCAAACAUGAGCAGGUUCUUGAAGACGUGUGCUACUUAUUAUCGCCCGUGAUAAGGCGUCACAGGAUUUAUGGAAUUGGUCUAAAGAGAGAAAAUCAUGUUUUUGUUAGCUCAUAUGUGAUUAUUUUUACCGGAGAAUUGUUUAUUUGAUAAAAAGUGUUCGCAUAAAUUGAAUAGAAAAUAAAUGAGUUGAUGAAUAACAGUGAUGAUUUUGAAACAUAUUUGAUAGCCAAGACACUGAUUUCAUCCAUGUAGUAAAAUGAAUUUUAGUUCUUAUUCAGGCCAAGGCAUCUUCAUGUUACAUUUUGUAGAUUAGGUAUGAAGAUUUUAAUGUUACCGUGUGUAGGGCAGGCAGUUCAGAUUUAGAAUUGAGUUAGAUUAAAUUGAAAAGAAGUGUUUAGACAUUGACUGCAGUGCCUAGGGUGUCGGUAUCAUAUUGAUUAAACCUCGCAAAGUGUGAUAGGCACAUGUGCUGUGUUGUCAAGACGUGCACUUUAUCGUUCCUUUACUGUUCCAAUAAGAAAGGAUUAGUUUCUAAAUCCAGAAACCUCAUGCUUCAGAGCUAUUAAAGAAAUUACAUGUCAUCUAGAUAUGGCUCACAGACAUAGCACUAAACGCUCGGAUUCCCUACCAAACGCAAUGUUUGGUAAUGGACAACAGAGCCACGAAGAGAAUCCCAAUAUAUUGGUAUAUAAAAAGAUGGAGACUAUUGUCGAGAGAAUGCAAGAUGAACAUACUGGGGUACCAGUUAGAACUGUUAAAAGUUUUAUGUCCAAAGUGCCAAGUGUUUUCACAGGUCAAGAUUUGAUAACCUGGAUGAUGAGGAAUUUGGAUGUUGAAGAUCAAGUGGAAGCACUUCAUCUUGCACAUCUGAUGUCAUCCCAUGGUUACUUCUUUCCUAUAGAUGAUCAUGUACUAAGUGUAAAAAAUGACAACACAUAUUACAGGUUUCAGACGCCUUGUUUUUGGCCUUCCAGAUGUGGUGAACCAGAAAAUACAGAUUAUGCUGUGUAUUUAUGCAAGAGAACAAUGCAAAAUAAACAGAGGCUAGAAUUGGCAGAUUACGAAGCUGAAAAUUUAGCACGUCUUCAAAAAAUGUUCUCUAGGAAAUGGGAGUUUAUUUUUAUGCAAGCAGAGGCCCAAGCCAAAGUUGAUAAAAAGCGGGAUAAAUUAGAACGAAAAGUUUUAGACAGUCAAGAAAGAGCAUUCUGGGAUGUACACAGGCCAGUGCCGGGCUGUGUGAAUACAACUGAAAUAGAUAUCAAGAAAGCAUGUAGAAUGAAUCGACAUUCAAAAAUGUCACGGCCAAAUUAUGCAGUACCAGGGGGGAGAAUUAGUCCUAGUGUUUCUGAAGCAGAACUUAAUAAUUCUGCAGAACAAAUAAAAACUGAUAUUUAUGCGCUUCGGAGCAAAUUAGAAAAAAGAAGAGUUAAAAUAUCGAAAGUAACGGAAAGUUUUAUAGCAUACUACCAGCAAUAUGCAGAAUAUGAUGCCUUUAUAACUAAUCCAGAUCCAGCUAAUCCCUGGAUUUCAGAUAAUCCAGAAUUUUGGGAACAAGAAAGAUCACUGAAUGCUAGAGAUAUACCACAACGUCGGGUUAAACUUUGGGCUUUCUGUGUAGAAGAAUUAUUACGGGAUGCAGCUGGAAGGGAUCAUUUUGGAAAAUUUUUAGAUAAAGAAUUUAGUGGGGAAAAUUUAAAAUUUUGGUUAGCGUGUCAAGAGUUAAAAGGCCUUCCAAUGAGCGAUGUACAUCAAAAGGUCCAUGAAAUAUUUAGUGAAUUUCUUGCCCCUGGUGCACAUAAUCCUGUAAAUGUUGAUUGUCAAAUAAUGGAAUUAGUUCGUAAACGAGUAGAAAAUAACCCAACACGUUUUUGUUUUGAUGAAGCACAGGACCAUAUAUUUAAAUUAAUGAAAUGUGACAGUUACAGUCGGUAUUUACGGAGUGAUAUGUAUAAAGAAUAUUUAAGUGGAACACGAAAGAAAGUAAGAUUAUUACCAGUUAUACCCAUGACCUGGACUCAUUUUAAAAAUUGAUAUUUACAGCUUGAUGUAUUUGUUAUUUCUUUUUGUAUUCCCAUCUUCUGUAUUUAAUAUUAAGUCUUUGUUUUUUUUUUCUUUCUCUUAUUUUACUGCCUAUUUAUUGUUACUGUUGGUUUUUAUUUUUUUUAUUUUUGCAUUUGUUCAAUGAAAGGCCUAAAUUUUUAAAAUUUUGCCAGUUGUGACCAAAAGACAUUGAAAUUGAACCACUAAUUCUGUGUUUAUUAUUUUGUUUAAUUGACUGCUUUUAAUAGUAAUAUCUGAAUCAAAAACCAGAAUCUUUCAGUAGCAGUUUACACCUAAAAAAUUGGCUUAUGUCUGCAAGACCAGGGCUUGUAUAAGCCUGAGCAGGACCAGUUUACACAGUGCAUGUUUCUAUUUCUGUAUAAUUGAGUAUUGCAUGUUAAUAGAUUUUAAUGGAAAAAUAAAAUGCAAAUCAUUUCAAACUACGGAUCACACAUAUAGAGUAAAUGAAAUGUAUAUUUGAUGUUUAUGUAUACGUUUUAAGUCACAAUUAAUUGUAUUCAAUAUAUCUGUGAUAAUUUGACAGAACAAUAGAUAAUGCGCAUAGCAUAUUUUGCCAGGACAGCUAUUGUUGUAUUAGAAGAUUAUUUUUUUUCCCACACUUGUAUUAUUUAUGUAAAAUACUUUCAUUUUUUUCUAAGACUGAAUAAAAUGCAUGAAGCCCAAUCAAUUCCUAAGAAGAAUGUACAAUAAUCCAACCUAAAUAUGAUUUGGCCCGUAAAUGUGGAAAGAGAGAGUUUUGAAUAAGUACAGUUUGUCUAUGCUCAACCUGCCCUCAGCUGAUCAUAGGCAGUGGAUUUUAUUCUUGUCCUGUCUUUUGGGUUUGAUCCUCGCUUAAUGAUCUACAGAAAUGGGGCUUGUAGAAUGUGGGCAGACUGCAGAUUACGGGUCCUACUAAUCACCGACAAGAAACAAAAACCGACAAACCCGUUUUUUUAUUCGCCCACAUUGAAAUGUGGUCGUAUAUUGUUGUCCGGUGUCCACACUUGCUUGUGGACACUCUAAUCUCCCAUAAUGUGUCUUUAAACUUUAGAUAUUCUGGCUUGGAUUCAAUCAGAUUAAAAAGAGAUUUAACUGAACACUUAUAGGUGGUGCUGGCUGGUUAAAUGUUGAGCAAUUUUCAAUUCAUAUCUUGUCUUUGGAAUGAUAUUCUUUUUAGACAGUCAACUUUCAUAAUAUUGUAGUUUGAAAAUAGUAUGACCACCAGAAGAAACGUAAAAAAAAACCCAAACCUUUUGCAUGAUGACUAAAGAUCACUAAUAUACGAUGGCAUCGGUUGAUUUAGUCAUUCAUGGCCAUUAUAUCCUCUCACAAUGUACAGGAUUUUUUUUUUCUCUGAGAUUCUGAAAAUCUAUUGUUACAUUUAUUCGAGAGAAAUGAAAAUGAAAUGAAAUGGGGUUUAACGUCCUACUGUUCUGCUCCAAACUGGGCUAAUGAAGACAGCCAUGCGCCAUACAGUGUGCUAUGAGGGAUAUUUUGCUCGGACAGCGGCACUACAGCCUACUCUUCUAUCAAAUUCCAACUGUCAAGGUAUCUAUUACGUGCACGCCAAUGUGUACACAGGACCUCGGUUUUACAUCCCAUCCGAACGACUAGACAGCUGUCCUUGUCAGGCCCUCCGUCCUACAUCACUGACAAGGUGGAACCUCGCCGGAAAAUCUGGUUGAAAACCCGACCUCCAGGCUAGCGAGCCAGCAUCCAAAAAGUAAUAAAUCAUAGAUUGCUAAAAUCCUGAAACUACAACCCUAAAGUCUGUCCCAUACGGGAGCGUGUAGGGUGACUCAGUGGUGACGUCAAAAUGAUACAGCGUAACGCCUACGCAACAUUUGCGUCAGAUGAUGCGACCAUAGCGUCACCACAAGUGACUUUUGGUAGUCAGUUGGAUGUGAUAUGUAGAAUAUCUAUAACAUAUCUUUCCUUGUCAGUCACUUUUUGCAAUAGUUUGGGCGAUAUUGACAAAAGAAAUGCUCUUGUAGGUGAUCAGUAGGACUGCAGAUUAUAGUUGGAAAAAUUAUUUGAUUAUCUUCAAAUGUUAAAAUGCUACUUUUCUUUUACCAGUCCCUUAUUUAUUUUUGUUUUGUUAAUUUUUUUUUUGUUAUAGGCACAAUACCAUUAAUAGUAUUAAUUUAAUUUUGAAUGUAUUUUGUGCUAUUAUUUGCAUGUAUAUCUUCUGUACAGUGUGACUGACUGUGAUGCAAUUAUUAAUAUUUUUUUGUAUAAAAGAAUGUAUAAAUUAUUUAUAUAUAUAUGCUGUGUACAUAACAAAGUUUUCCUUUUUAUAUGCCAACACGGAAAUGUGGUUGUAUAUUGCCGUCGACCCUCUCUGUAUGUAUGUCCGUCCGUCCAUCAUCAACAAUUUCUUGUGAAUACUCUACAGACUACAUUCAUCAUCUAAUUGUUUUGAAAUUGAUAUAUGUUGUAUAUAUCAGUGAGAUGAAGAAUCCUAUUUAAUUUCAAUAAUUUCCGUUAAUUUCUUCUGAAGUUAUGACCUGUGUUUAACGCUGCUGAACCUUGUGAACGCUCUAACUACAAAUGUUAUUAUCUGAUCUGUAUGAAAUUUAUAUGCAUCAUUUAGAUUAGUGAAACGAAAAAGCUUGUCGAAUUUCUGUAAAUUACUUCCAGAGUUAAGGCCCUUGUUUCAGUUUGUAGAACCUUGUGAACCCUCAAAAAACGAUAAUUAUAAUCUUAUCUGUAUGAAAUUGUCUUGUAAAAAAAUGCCCCCAAUUAUCUUCAAAAGAAUAAAUAUGUGACAACCCUAGUCGACUGCUCAGAUGAUAUAGCUGCUGUGGGCGUAUGUUUUGUUGCCUUGCAACCUAUCUUCUUUUAAUGUGACACUGCCAGAAACAUCACAAUAAAAGUUAUGGGAAAUGAAAUGAUAUGAAUAUUUUUUGUGUAACUAUAUAUAAAUGUAUAUAUACUAUACAUAAAGUACAUAUUGUAUCUACAUAUGCUAAAAUGUAAACUUGUUUUGUGAUAUAUCAUAAAAAUACUGGUAAAACAACAUAUAUUAUGAAAGUUUUCUCAUUUAAAAACAUACAUGAUAAACCGACUGCACUUGUAUACCAUAUCCCCAUUCACACAUUUAAUUUAUCUGUGGCACUCAACUAAAAAGAGGAUAGUUAUUUUGUAUACACAAAAUUAGUUAAAUAGCUAUGAUGAUUAUAGAACAGGCAAUCGGGUAUGAUUAGCAAACAGGUUUUUGGACACAGGUUGCAAAUUAUUUUAAACAAAUACAUGGAAUUUCAAUGAAGGAUAACCAUCAUUCGACUACAUCUAUCGAUUACAUACAGAUAAUGCCUGUUUACCUAUGGAUAAUUCCCCUGUUUACCUAUGCAUAAUGCCUCUUUACCUAUGCAUAAUAGUUCAUACCUAGAGAUAAUACCUAUGGAUAGGAUAGGCAUGCACUUAACCAGUAAAUUAAUGCCCCUUUCCUAAUGGGUAAUUUCUAUUUACCUAAGGAUAAUAAAGACUUUUGGCAAGCGGAUUUUUCCCAUCCGUAUCCCGUAUCCGUAUCGUAUACGUGAUACAUUGCGUCAAUGUAGUUUUAGAGUUUUGGCAGAUUUUAGCAAUUUUUGGUUUCACUAGUGUAUUAUUUCAGAAAGUUUAGCCCGUAGAUCAAUCAGUAUGCAGACAGGCGGGAAAAAUAUGAAAAUUCCGAGAAAACCCCAUCAAAAAAAAUGAUUAAAUUCCAGUCGUUAUCACUGUUAAAAUCUCAUCAAAUAUACACUUUCGUGUUCUAGGAUACACACAGAUUCAUAAAAACGCUAUGAUGCAACAUUUCAGCGUCUAAAAGUAGCAAAAAAGACGGGAAAUGAUGACAGUGUUAUAUGGACCAUUUCCGUAUGAAAGCCUUUCCAUACGUGCUGCAGUAUCCGUGUGCCGUAUCACGUAUGAGAAAUACACAGACAUUGAUGACGUCACACGCAAAAUCCAUACGGAUACGCGAUACGGACCAGGAAAUUACGCUUGCCAAAAGUCUCUACUACCUAUUCACCUGUGGGUAAUGUCUAUUCACCUGUGGGUAAUACCUGUUAACCUUUGGUUAAUGUCUAUUUACCUAUGGAUGAUACCAAUUUACCUACGGAUGAUACCUAUUUACCUUUGGGUAAUGCAUAUUUACCUAUGCUUAACUUAAUACCUAUGGAUAAGUCCUGCAAUUAAUUGAUAAUACCUAUUUACCCAUAUGAAUAUUUUAGUAUUUCACACAGUUUUCUUUUAAAGCCAAAGGGUUUUAAUUUAUCUGGUAUCUUGCAAAUAACAACAUUUUUAUUGAAAUAUCAAUGAAUUACAGAGAUUGUUUUAAAAUUUAUUUUAAACAGAAUAAAAAGUUAGUUAAUAUUGCUGCCUGAUUAACAGAUGGCAUGACUGUGUACUAGUGAUUGUAACAGCUGGGUCUUUUAGUCUCUGUUAGUUUUAUUCAAAAAUAUCAAAUCAGUUUUGCCCCCAAACAUAUAGUACCUUCAAGGUAAUAUAAUUACGCUUUGUUUAAUAUAAUUAAUAUCUGAAAGAAAGAUGAAAUCUUUGUUUAAAUAUUCUUGCAUUUCUUUCAUUUAAUUGUUUUAUAUUUUAUUGUUAUGUAUUUUAUUUUAACUUGUUUUUAUUUUGCAUGAAAAAUCAAAAUAAAUUUUUUGACAUA